UAUAGUCUGCGAGGCACCAGGGAAGAGUACACCAGCCCCUCCUGCUCCUGCGACGCCUCCCCCGCACUCGCCGCCGCCGCCGCCUUCAGGGUCCCCAGCUGUGCCGCCCUCGCCCAGCCCCGCCCCGCGCCGCCCCGCACCAUGGGCAACGUGCAGCACGCAAUCAAGAUGCCUGAGGGAGACUGGGAGAAUGGCAAGUCGCAGGUGCUCUGUGAGGGGAGGAAGUCUGGCACCGAGAAUUCCUUCGUCUGUCGCUACUGCCAGAGAGUGUUUCGCAAGAGUUACAACCUCCUCAUCCACGAACGCUCGCACGAGGAUCACACCAAAUGCCACUACGAUGUGUUCCGGGUUCGAUCCUCCCUUCAGGAACUCAAGAAUUACAACUAUGCAACAUUGGCUUAUAAACUGUGGUAGUCCAAACGCCUACACCACAUUCCACCUCCACCCCCUCCACCUCCUCCACCUCUCCGCCCUCUCCUUACCCCCCUGCAAGCAACUAGUGUAAAUCCGCGGUGCUGACUCAAGGGAAACACAGUCAUCACCUCCUACCGCGCCUUCUACAGUAAAGGAUCCGCCCCACCACUCACUCCCCCAUCCACUCCUAACAGUAUCGCGUCCACACCUCGACGUCCCAAGAUCCUUCCCUCCUGCAGGACUCCCCGUGUAGGAUUCAGUGUGUAGGAUCUUUAUUUUGUUGUCUUAUUUUGUUCUGAGUCCUUUAUUUUUUUUUGUUUUUUUGUUUUUUUGUUUGUGUGUGUGUGUUUGUGUUUUGUCUCUCGACGAGUUUUUUUUUUUUUUGUCAUUUAUUACUACUCAGUCGGUUGUGCGUUAACUACUACUACUACUACUACUACUACUACUAUCAUGAUCUAAACCACUCAACAUUUUUUUUCUCUCUCUCUCUUUCUCCUUUUCACUUCAUUUUCACUAUUUCUCCUCCUCUUCUUCCUCACCCUCCCCUCCUCCUCCUCCUCCUCCCUCUUCUUACCCUUCUCACCUGGAAAAAAAAAAAAGGGAAAAAAAAAGUAACCAACCCGGAUGUAAAAUAGUUCAGUUCUUGGCAGGACCACAAUAACCUGUUUGGAUCAUGUUUCAUUCCCAAGAGUCACGUCACGGAACAGUGUGAUAAAAAAGAAAAGAAAAAAAAAAGAAAAAAGAGAGAGUUAACUGUAAUUAUGGUCUUUUAUAUAUCAUUAUUCAUUAUGGUAAUUAGAAGUAAGUUCAGUUUAUGAUGUUUAAUGAUAAAGUGUCACAUGUCCUUUGAAAUUCUUACGUGAGUGGGUGUCUGGUCUGGGCUGGUCUAGGCUGGGCUGGUCUAGGCUUAUCUGGGCUAAAUCUGGAGUGAUCUAGCAUGGAUUUGCUCUGAUCUGAACCUGAUAUGAUGUGGAAUAGCCUGGUCCGGUCUGGGCUAGUCUGGGCUAGUCUGGGCUGGGCUAGGCCGAGUCUGGUCCGGUCUAGGUUGGCUGAAUCUGGCUCUGGUAUGGUCUGGCCUUGUCUGGUCCGGACACCCUCAUUCUGUUACCAAGAUCUUGAAGGAGAGCUGAGGUGACAAGGGUAAAGAAAGAAAAAAAAAGUUUCAAUGGUUCAUUUCUAUACGCUGUGUUGACAACUACUAAUAUAUAUUUGUUCUGCUUUGUACUGGAGUGUGCGUCGAAUUUAGCGGAGUCACCCCAUUGUGCUUUAUGUUCAGGCUGUGGUUGACUUUAUCUCAUAGGUACUGUAAAGAGAACGGGAUUAGCUUCUCUUACGUAUUAGGUUUCUUCUUGUGUUUGAAUAGCGAACAAUGAGACAGUGAGGUUUCGUUUCAUGCUUCAUUUGUGUAACCAUGACAUUUUAUUCAUUAGUAUCGUUACCCUUUUUUUUUUCAUAUAUACAUAUAUAAUACAGGUAACAAUUUCAAGACCAAAUUGUAUCACAUGUAAGGAGUUACGGCAGCCAGCCAAUCACAUCCCAGCCCUAGUCGAAUUGACCAAUAGUCGUUCAGAAUCACUUUAAUCAAACCCCAAAAAAAAACAUAAAAAGAGUCAGUUUAAAUCACAAAACGAGACUGAAAUAAUCAUAAAUCCACCAAAAAUCCUUAAAAACUACAUGUAAAGUGAUACAGAACAAUGGAAUCAACCGCCGCAAGCACAACUACGAAAUUACACUGAAUUGGGAGCCGUUAAAAAGGACAGACACAUGAUAAACAGACGCUGGAGAGGCGCGCGACACCCCCUCCCCCUCGCUCCCGGCCAGUGGGUCUUGCUUUCACUAUUAUUAUCCUCCUAUAGGUAAAGAUAUAUAUUAUUUUAUAGAUGAGCUCUGUAUGUGUGUGUGUAUGUGUAUGUGUGUGUGUGUAUGUGUGUGUGUGUGUGUGUGUGUGUGUGUGUGUGUGUGUGUGUGUGUGUAAGGGAACAAAUUUUUAAGGCUUUCUAUGUGAUUUGAGUCACAAUGUUUUUUUUCGAUAGUGUUAAGUCAAUAGGAGAGAAAAGCUAUAUAUUUACGGUUACGGUUUGAUAUAUGUAGUGUUACGCUGCCACACCUGUCGUUCAUUAAUUACUGUUCACUUUUUUUUGUUAUAAUCAUGCAUAUUAUUAUUUUUACAUAUACAUUUUUUUUUUCAUGUCUCGCUUGAUAUAAACAUUCCAGACAAGAAGCUUUACAUUAUUGUUAUUAUUAUUAUUAUUAUUAUUAUUAUUAUUAUUAUUAUUAUUAUUAUUAUUGUUAUUCCUAUCAUCAUUAUUGGUCAUUGAUUAUAAUUAAUAGAAAUGCCCAUAUUAUUUACGAUAGAUUAAGGCAUUUGCGUGGUGGAGUGGAGGAGAAGGCGGAGGAAGCAGGUGGGAGAAGAAAAAGGUGGAGACAUGGCUUCACCACCACCACCAUCACCACCACCACCACCUCCUCCACCACCUCCACCACCACCGCCGCCUCCUUCUUUCACAUUCGCUCUCUUUAUAUUUUCUGCAAUUAAAUCGCUUCGCUUGAA
Messenger RNA from Scylla paramamosain (green mud crab), 2965 nucleotides. RefSeq names its product protein odd-skipped-related 2-like. Bases 142 to 414 code for a protein of 90 amino acids. The record is from RefSeq and is a predicted model, not a curated record. Lineage: Eukaryota; Metazoa; Arthropoda; Malacostraca; Decapoda; Portunidae. The transcript has 3 exons.